AUGAUUGAUUUACACUCAGAUUCUAAACAAACACUUUAGUAGCAAGACAUAGAAGUUUAUCAAUUGAUUGAGAAAGAAAAGGAUUUACAAUAAAAUAGCAUAAAUUUAAUUCCUAGUGAAAAUUAUACAUCUAGAGCUGUAGCUGAAGCAUUAUCUUGUGUAUUUAGCUCCAGAUAUGCUCCAGGUAAUAUCUAAAUUUAUUUUAUAAAGGACCUCAAGGUAGUAAAUAUGCCCCAUAGGUUGAAAAUUAUGAUGAGAUGGAGAAACUUUGUUAAGAUAGAGCAUUAGCAGCAUUUUAAUUGGACUCUCAAUAAUGGGGUGUCAAUGCAUAAAUGGGGAGUGGAUCAUCAGCAAACUUAGCCAUAUUUUUAGGUUUGUUGGAACCAAAAGAUAGAAUAAUGAGUAUGGAAUUUUAAUAAGGUGGACAUUUUUCUCAUGGAUAUUAGAUAGGAGAAAAGAAGUUAUCAGCUAUAAGCAAAAUAUUUGAAGUCCUAUUUUAUUAACUUAAUGAAGUAAGACACAUGAUAUAAUUUAUAUAGAAAACUCAAGAAAUUGAUUAUGAUAAAGUUGAAUUAUUAGCUAAGGCAUAUAAACCAAAGUUAAUUGUUGCUGGUUGUUCAGCCUAUAGUAAAUUAAUAAACUUUGGAAGAUUCAGAAAUAUUUGUGAUUAAGUUGGAGCCAUUUUAUUGGCUGAUAUAGCACAUACAAGUGGUUUAAUGUCAGCAGGAGUUAUUCCUUCUCCAUUUCCUUAUGCAGAUAUUGUAAUGACUACUACUCAUAAAUCGUAUAAUUCAAUUUUUAAUCUAGCUUACGAGGACCAAGAGGCAGUUUAAUUUAUUAUAAAUUAUAAUAUAAAAAUAGAAUAGAUGAAUCUGUUGCCCCAGGAUUAGUAGCUGGAGCACAUUUUCAUACAAUUACUGCUAUUACUGUCGCAUUAAAAGAGGCUCUAUCUCCAUCAUAUAAAUAACUAUAGAAAGACGUUGUAGAAAACAAUAAACAUUUCGCAGCGGAGUUCUAAAGAUUAGGAUUUGAUUUGAUUGCAGGGGGAACUGAAAAUCAUUUAAUUUUGUUAGACUUAAGAAAGUUUAAUGUUGAUGCUAUUAAAAUGGAAUAUAUCCUAAGUUAAAUAAAUAUAUAAUGCAAUAAACAAUUCGUUCCAUUUGAUACAGUUACUCAACCAAGAGCAUUAAGAAUUGGGUACUUAUAAUUAUAAAAUUAUAGAUCAAUUCCAUUAUCUGUUAGAUAGGCAUCUAAAGAGCAUUUCACAAGGAUUGCUUAAAUCAUAAAAGAAUCUGUUGAGUUGGUUUAAACUGUUACUGUUGACAUAAAAUUAUGGGCUUCUGAAAAUUAAGAUAAAUUAAUACCUCUAAAAUAAAAAGUUGUUGAGUUGGCAAAUGAAUUACCAAUUCCUUGGAUGUGA
Messenger RNA from Paramecium pentaurelia, 1420 nucleotides. The record is from the annotation of a GenBank genome assembly. Lineage: Eukaryota; Ciliophora; Oligohymenophorea; Peniculida; Parameciidae.